GCGGUGACGGCGGCGGCGGCGGCGGCGGGGACGCGGCUGGCGCGGGCACCAUGAACUCGCUGUAACGCGCAGACUGCGCGGCGCGGUGGGCGGGGGGAGGAGGAGGCCGCCGCGGUGAAGUUCUCCGCCAUGAACCUGAGGGGCCUCUUCCAGGACUUCAACCCGAGUAAAUUCCUCAUCUAUGCCUGUCUGCUGCUGUUCUCUGUGCUGCUGGCCCUUCGUCUGGAUGGCAUCAUUCAGUGGAGUUACUGGGCUGUCUUUGCACCAAUAUGGCUGUGGAAGUUAAUGGUCAUUGUUGGAGCCUCAGUUGGAACCGGAGUCUGGGCACGAAAUCCCCAAUAUCGAGCAGAAGGAGAAACGUGUGUGGAGUUUAAAGCCAUGCUAAUUGCAGUGGGCAUCCACUUGCUCCUGUUGAUGUUCGAAGUGCUGGUCUGUGACAGGAUCGAGCGAGGCAACCAUUUCUGGCUCCUGGUCUUCAUGCCGCUGUUUUUUGUUUCCCCGGUUUCUGUUGCAGCUUGUGUUUGGGGCUUUCGACAUGACAGGUCACUGGAGUUAGAAAUCCUGUGUUCUGUCAACAUUCUCCAGUUCAUAUUCAUUGCCUUAAGGCUGGACAAGAUCAUCCACUGGCCCUGGCUUGUCGUGUGUGUCCCCCUGUGGAUUCUCAUGUCCUUUCUGUGCCUGGUGGUCCUCUAUUACAUUGUGUGGUCUGUCCUGUUCCUGCGCUCCAUGGAUGUGAUUGCAGAACAGCGAAGGACACACAUAACAAUGGCACUGAGCUGGAUGACCAUUGUUGUGCCUCUACUUACUUUUGAGAUCCUGCUGGUUCACAAACUGGAUGGCCACAAUGCAUUCUCCUGUAUCCCAAUAUUUGUCCCCCUUUGGCUUUCCUUGGUCACUCUGAUGGCAACCACAUUUGGACAAAAGGGAGGAAAUCACUGGUGGUUUGGUAUUCGCAAGGAUUUCUGUCAGUUUCUGCUUGAACUCUUCCCAUUUUUGAGAGAAUAUGGAAACAUUUCCUAUGACCUCCAUCAUGAAGACAACGAAGAAACCGAAGAAACCCCUGUCCCAGAACCUCCUAAAAUUGCUCCUCUGUUUCGAAAGAAGACCAGGGUAGUUAUCACCCAAAGCCCUGGGAAGUAUGUCCUCCCACCUCCCAAAUUAAACAUCGAAAUGCCAGAUUAGACAGCACUUCCUGGGGCAGAACGCAAGUGCACUGGGACGCACGUGCUGCCGUACCUUCCUCUGCCUCUUUGUUCACUCCCCCAGAACUGGAACUGGAGCUGGGUCUCCGGGUACUUCCAUCUCAUGCCUUGUUUGCACUCAAUGCCUACCAGUGACUCACUACAACAGGACACACAGGUGGCAGGUGACAGGAACACAUGGUGUGGUGUAGAGUGUGUCAGCGGAUGUGGAUGCAAUGGAGGGAGCGUGUGGUAUGUAAAGAGGGGGAAAAGAAGCGAGCAGGCUCAGACCCAUCAGGGAUGGCUGAUUAGUUCAGAGGAGAAAUGUCUACAGAGCUGGUUUUCAAAGUGCUAAAAUUCCUAUCAAAAGUGUUACCUGAAAAUGUAAUUUUAAAUUGGGCCAGCCUCAUCGCAUAGCUCAGAUUCUCCUGUUGUGGCGUGCUCGGUAGGGACUGUGACUACGCCUCUCGCAGCACGUGGAUAUCCACUCCGUUAUCACAGUUCAUGUUCCUGCUGUGGAAGUACUUCCUCUUUGGGCAUGCUGACAGCAGUUUUUAAUUGCCUCAUUGGGGAGCUCUUUCUAAUGGAGUAACUCCGUGCCUGUAUAGUAUUUAUACAAAUAUUUUAGCAUUGUAAUAUACCGUGUUAAAUCCUAGUUCUGUACAGUAUAUUCUGUUAAAGUAUUUUUUUACAAGCUUGUACUGGAGACAUAUGUGUUCUGUUGCAGAAGUAGAACUCGGUGGCAUACCUGUCCUGCCCAUUGCAGUGCCACCCCUUAAUGGGACAUUGCUAUUUCCCCAUGAAUUUCUCCACAUCCAUAGUAGCUGCUACUGCCAGAACAGCCACAAUAAGCAAGAAAUGGUCUGUGUUUUUCUAACAUUCUGGGACUAUUGACAUGCCAGAAAACUAUAAAGCAUGACCUGAAACUGGAACAAUGGAGGAAGUUGCUGAGACUAGAAACAGCCAAUGGAAUUAUGUAUAUGUGAAGAUCUGAGGGUUUUUGUCUGCUCCCAACAAGCAUGUUCUGGCUGGGCCCAUGUUUUUACCUAGGAAUGCAGUUGCUCCAAGAGCUGCUGGUGUAACCAUAAGUCAAAGGGAAAGAAAGCAGAUCCAACAAGAUAACAGCCUUCUACGUGGAAACAAGUAGGCCAUUUGUAAAAAGGUGGGGGGGAAGGAGUGCUGACAUUCUUACCAGGAAGAGUGGAGGGUUUUAAGGCAGGCAAUUGCUAACUUGUCUGAACCAGACUCCGCUGACGUCCAACACGUACAUGACAGCAGCCUGGCCCUGGCCCCCAGCAAGCCUGUUCUGUCUGGGAGAAGGGAGACAUUUGGAAUGCUGUAGGCUUUCCUGCCUGUUGUGUAACAAAUGUAGCUCAAUCCACAGUUUUUGCUCCCUUUAGUUGUUCAAUAAACUGGCUCCUCAUUUUCCA
Molecule: messenger RNA, 2611 nt
Organism: Pteropus alecto (black flying fox)
Lineage: Eukaryota; Metazoa; Chordata; Mammalia; Chiroptera; Pteropodidae
Gene: TMEM185A
Product: transmembrane protein 185A
Exons: 7
Coding region: 130-1182 (350 amino acids)
Cellular component (GO): dendrite
Source: RefSeq, a predicted model, not a curated record